This is a messenger RNA of Striga hermonthica, 1209 nucleotides long. The record is from the annotation of a GenBank genome assembly. NCBI's taxonomy places the organism in Eukaryota, Viridiplantae, Streptophyta, Magnoliopsida, Lamiales, Orobanchaceae.
AUGGCGACCAAGAAGAGCGUGGGGUCACUGAAGGAAGCCGAUCUGAAGGGGAAAAGGGUUUUCGUGAGGGUUGAUCUGAACGUGCCCUUGGACGAUAACUUCAACAUCACCGAUGAUACCAGGAUUAGGGCCGCCGUCCCAACUAUCAAGUACUUGAUCGGCUAUGGAGCUAGGGUCAUCCUCUCCAGCCACCUCGGGCGUCCCAAAGGAGUCACACCAAAGUACAGUUUGAAGCCUCUGGUUCCUAGGCUUUCUGAGCUUCUCGGAGUUGAGGUAGUCAAAAUGGCCAAUGAUUGUAUUGGGGAAGAGGUUGAGAAGCUGGUGGCUGGCUUAUCAGAUGGCGGUGUUCUUCUCUUGGAAAAUGUCAGGUUUUACAAAGAAGAGGAGAAGAAUGAUCCCGAAUUUGCCAAAAAGCUUGCAUCCCUCGCGGACUUAUAUGUUAAUGAUGCAUUUGGAACUGCACAUAGAGCUCAUGCCUCGACUGAGGGUGUUGCCAAGUACUUGAAGCCUUCUGUCGCUGGGUUCCUUAUGCAGAAGGAGCUUGAUUAUUUAGUUGGCGCUGUGUCGAAUCCCAAAAAACCAUUUGCUGCAAUUGUUGGCGGCUCAAAAGUGUCCAGCAAAAUCGGUGUUAUCGAGUCUCUGUUGGAGAAAGUUGACCUUCUCUUACUUGGUGGAGGGAUGAUCUUCACAUUCUACAAAGCCCAGGGGCAUUCUGUGGGGUCCUCACUUGUGGAGGAGGAUAAACUUGACCUGGCGAACUCACUUAUGGAGAAAGCGAAAGCUAAGGGCGUGAAUCUUCUGCUGCCUUCUGAUGUUGUUAUAGCUGACAAGUUUGCAGCUGAUGCAAAUAGCAAGAUUGUUCAAGCAUCUGCGAUUCCUGAUGGCUGGAUGGGCUUGGAUAUUGGUCCCGACAGUAUCAAAUCAUUUGGCGAAGCUUUGGAUACUACCAAGACCAUAAUCUGGAAUGGACCCAUGGGUGUGUUUGAGUUUGAUAAGUUUGCAGCGGGAACAGAGGCAAUAGCCAAGAAAUUGGCAGAGCUCGGUGGCAAGGGUGUGACAACUAUCAUUGGAGGAGGGGACUCUGUUGCUGCUGUCGAGAAGGUUGGGCUUGCGGACAAGAUGAGCCAUAUCUCGACUGGAGGAGGUGCCAGCCUGGAACUUCUCGAGGGCAAAACACUUCCUGGUGUUCUUGCUCUUGAUGAAGCUUGA